Molecule: messenger RNA, 7181 nt
Organism: Owenia fusiformis
Lineage: Eukaryota; Metazoa; Annelida; Polychaeta; Sabellida; Oweniidae
Source: the annotation of a GenBank genome assembly
UUGAGACUAAGCUAACAUUUUACAAAAAUAAACUUUAGAAUAUCUGUAUCAAAACAACUUUCAGUUCCCUAGUGUAGAGAUGGCGCCAGAUGGACUGUGUUGCGAUACCUGUCACAAUAGGAUGUAUUUAACAAUAUGGCACUAGAUCAGAGAGCAAUACCUCCCCUCCAUCCACAUAUAACGCCAGAAAUGGAGCAAGAGAUGAGAGAUAUCGAACUCGCUAAAAAGUUGAGUCUGGAGACUGCAGAAGAAGAUAGGCUCCGUAGAUUAGAGCGUCAAUGGAACUCAGGACGUCUUGGUAUUCCUGAGUCAAAUAUGGCAAGAGCUGGCUCAGUUCCAGAUUUCAUGUGUCAUUUUUCAGACUCUGGGUUAUCGAGGGCUGCAUCUGCAUCACCUUCCCCAACCACUGCAACUAGUCAAGUUAAUACUCUAGCAGCUCCAAAGUUGCCCCCUCCCAGAGCCAUACCCAGGCCUAGGUCAUCUAAUAACCUACGAGGGAUAGUAGGUCAAGGUCCCGUCGUAGCAACUAAAAGUGCACUUGCCCCCACAAACAUAAGUGCUGCCUCAGCAAAUAAGUUAAAUAAUGAUGCAGUUAAAAACGCUACAAUUGAACAGGAUAAAGGGGGAAGAGAAAGGACAAACAGUGCAGAUAUGAUCUUGGAGGAUAUUCCCCCUUCAUCAUCCCUACCUGAUAAACCUCUCAUAAGUUUCUCACCUACUGAGAAGAUGAAAAAUUUUGAUUUUGAUUUGAGCAGUUUGGAUCCAUUAAAUGUAGAGGGUGCUUCAGCUCUGAGUGCAUUUUUAAAGGAUGAUGUUGAUAGUAGGAUUAAACAACAUUCUACACCUAAUUCUCCCACUAGGAGUCAUCGUGUAUCAACUGGGAUGCAUGCUGGUACAGUGGCUAUAGCUAAUCAACAUAUGGGUAGAGGAAAUCAAUUCAAUUUCCCCACACGAGGGGCACAUAUUGGCAGUGGUAGGGGGGUGGGGGCACAACAAAGGGUGAUAAGCGAUCCAACAGGAAUGUAUGCCCUACCCCCUAGACUGCCCCAAAGGAGUAAGACAUAUACGCCAUGUCUUACAGAUGUGCCUCCCCCUCCCCCUGCCAGGCCUCCAGUUGACCUCUCAAGGCUAUCUGUACUUUACAAUCCCCAACAGGGACAACCAGGGGACCCAGAACCCUCCCCCACAGAGGCCUCAAUUCAGUUCUCCAAUAAAUCAGUAGAGGAAGGGAACUUACUGGAUGUUUACUAUGAGGAUCACGACUACAUGAGCCUUGAAAGUUUUGAUCCUCUAUUUGAUGAUAAUGAUACUAACUUUGAAGCAGUUAGUGACCAUAGUACAUUUUUACAUAACAUUUUACUCAACAAUAAACCACCAGAGACAUAUAUGAAAGUACGCACAAAAAGUACACGUGCAGAGUCCCAAAAAGUGCCAACAACUACAACAAAAAGUCAUUCAGCUGAUGUAGAUAUUCUAGAUCCAUUCUCAGUUAGUGAACUCUCAGCUUUAAGAGCCAGCCAAAAGCAGAAGGAAGUUGAACCUAAAACUAAAGUCAGUACUGUUAAAACUAAUCUAAAGUCUGAGCCAAAUAAGUUUGGACAAGACAAUGCAGAACAACCUGUUAGACCUCCGAGACCAAGAAAGGUAUCAAAAAGCAAGGAUGAUUCUGGUGACAGAUUGCGUCAUACAACAGAUAUUGAUGAAUCUACUCAGGCAUUCUGCGCCAUGGUUGCCAGAAUAAGUAAUCGGUAUUCACCAAGUGAUCUUCAGACAAACCAUGGUAUUAUAAUAAGCCCUCGUCUAACAAAUAUGCCCUGUGACCCUAUACAGGUCAAGGUGAUCAUAAGUGCCAAAUUUGCCCCAGAGCCAGUGAAGUUUACAUGUGAUGUGCACUCUGCUGUAGAACAUGUGAUCAGUAAUGUAUUAUACACACUGUGUGAUGAUUUAGGACAACUCACCACCGAUGACUUCAUACUCAAAGUCCAUGGAAGAUCAGAGUACCUACUCAAUGAGUUUAUUCUCUGGGAGUAUGAGUACAUACAGAACUGUAUGAAGAUGGACAUAGACAUCAAACUGGAACUCUUGGAGAUUAAGAAGAUGAAAAGACCCCUUCUAAGAACUCCUCAAGACUCAAGACAGCCAAUGUACUUGCCAAAGUUACGGCCCAAAGAAGGACAGGCCGUGACCAAAGCUACAAUGACCAUCUUACUUGAUACAUUCUACAAGGAAGUGGAAAAAUUGAGGGAUAAAUGUAUCAAGGCUGAGAAGGUCCAGACCAGUGCAGUUAUUCAAUCCAUAAAGGCGAUAUGUUCAAUCCUGGCUGCCAUUGAGACUAAUGAUAUCACAAAGGCCAUCAAGAGGCUUGUGUCUCUAACUGGGGAUACAUCAAAAGACCAAGUGACCCAAGAUGUAGUAGAUGGGGACUCUAAGUUUUCUAUGGUGGACUCAAGAUCAAGGUCAGCCAGUGAUAUCGUAGAAGAUAUAUUGGACUGUUUAGAGAACUUAACACGUGCAGUAGAACAAUUGCUCUCCAUGUUCUGUGCAACAUUCCUUACAGACUUUAACCUCAACGAAAGUAAUAAACAUCAUAAAGAGGACCAAAGUUGUGCAAAUAUGACUGACAGCAUCAUUGUUCAAAUAGGCUCCGCCCACAGACUGCCUAUCCAAUGGAAGAAUGUCUAUGAAAACUACAAAGUCAUAUGUGGCCUUUAUUAUGGUGGGAAACUCAUAUGUCAAGAGAAAGUCAGCAAGACAACGCAUAUUUUAAGAGGAGGCUUCCAGGAGAAAAUCAGUUGGGAUGAAUGGGUAGAGUUUGAUGGUCUAUGUGUUGGUACAAUCCCCAGAGAGACCAGGCUCUGUAUGACACUUUAUGGUAUCAGGACUGUUCCCACAGACAGUAAACAACACACUGCAGGGCACCAAAUGAAUGAUGCAUUAGGUUGGGCGACUGUGCAGCUUUUUAACUACAGAGGACAUUUGACUCAAGGCCCCCAAUUGCUUGGACUGUGGCCAGAUGGGCAGGCCAAACCGACAGGGACUUGCCAGAGCUUCGUUGAUAACUCAGACAGUGUGCUUCUUCAGGUGUCUCUUCCUGACUUUGAACAUGUUGUCUACUUCCCUGCAGUAGAAGUUGGAGAAAUAAAUGACCCACAGCCAUUUGCGAACCUACAUCCUGACUCUAAAGAACAACUACAAGAGAUCUUGGAGCGUGAUUGUAUCUCUCUAUGUAAUGCCUAUGAGAAAGAAGUCCUUUGGGAGAAGCGCCAUUACCUGUAUGGCCACCCUGAGGCACUUGCGAGAGUGCUUGCAGCCUGUACCUCAUGGGAGUGGGCCUCCCUUGCCGAUACCUAUACCAUGGUGCAACAGUGGUCUCCUCUGACACCCAUACAGGCUAUGACACUACUACUUCCAAGCUAUGCUGAUAUUCAGAUCCGCACAGCUGCAGUUGAGUGGAUCAAAGACAUUGAGAGUGAUGAAUUGGUGGAUGUUCUGCCACAGUUGGUGCAGGCGCUGAAGUAUGAGAGCUACCACGACUCUGCCUUAUCUAGAUUCCUCCUAGAUAGAUCUGCCAGCAACAUCAGGGUGGCACAUCAGCUCUACUGGCUAUUGAAGGAGGCAGCUGAGAAUGUAAUGUCCCGGAAAAGAUACCAGUUGAUGUUUGGCGCUUUGAUGAGCAUUGUGGGUAAAUCAUUGAGGAAAGAAUUUGAGAAACAGGAAGAGCUCGUGAAGAAACUUGCCAUCAUUGCUGAGACUGUCAAAAUGGCCAAAGAUAAAGAUGAUGCACUGAAUCGUGAGCUUGAGAUGAUUUAUGAGAUGCUGUAUGAAGAAACAGCCCGUCUGCCACUCAGCCCAAGUCUAGAGAUCAGUGGAAUAGAUAGAAAGUCAUGCUCAUAUUUUGCAUCCAAUGCAACUCCAUUGAAGCUUGUUUUCAAAAAUGUAGACCCCAAAGCUGUGUCCAUAUACACCAUGUUUAAGGUAGGGGAUGACUUGAGGCAAGACCUGCUUACACUACAGCUGAUACGCAUUAUGGACAAACUCUGGCUAAAGGAGGGCUUGGAUCUCAAGAUGAUCACAUUUGGGGUUCUGCCCACUGGCAACAAAAGAGGUCUCAUUGAAUUGAUAACAGAGUCUGAAACUCUGCGGAAGAUCCAAGUGUCUCAUGAUGGUGUGACUGGUUCUUUUAGAAAUAGACCAGUGGGUGUUUGGCUUCAAAAACACAACCCUACAGAGCUAGAGUACAAAAAGGCUGUGAGCCAUUUUACAAGAUCUUGUGCAGGUUAUUGUGUGGCUACAUACAUUCUUGGUAUCUGUGAUCGCCAUAACGACAACAUCAUGCUGAAAGAGUCAGGGCACAUGUUCCAUAUAGACUUUGGCAAGUUUUUAGGUGACGCUCAAAAGUUUGGGAAUAUUAGUAGAGACCGUGUACCAUUUGUGUUCACAGCAGAUAUGGCAUAUGUCAUAAAUGGCGGAGACAAACCCAGUAGUAUGUUCCAGAACUUUGUAGACUUGUGCUGCAAUGCAUUUAACAUCAUCAGGAAAAAUGGCAAUCUCUUUAUGACUCUGCUUGAAAUGAUGGCCGAUUCUGGUAUUCCUGGUGUGAACCACAAUGCUGUAGAAUAUGUCCAGAAGAACCUUAUGCCCCAGAGCUCUGAUGCUGAAGCUACAGCUGCAUUUACAAGGAUGAUUGAAAGUAGUUUAAAUUCAGUGUCCACAAAAUUUAAUUUCUUCAUUCACAACCUGGCUCAGUGGAAGUUCAAGGGACACCAGGAGGGGGCGCUGUUGUCAUUUAUUCCAAAGACAUACAGUAUGCAGACAGAUGGCCUUAUAACAGACAUCAAGGUCCAUAACUUCCAAAAACGCUACAACCCAGAGAAGUAUUAUAUCUACAUCAUCAAGAUAUUUAGAGAAGGUCAAAGGGUACCCUCUCACAUAUUCCGGCGCUACUCAGAGUUCUAUGAAUUCCAUAGCAAACUAGUGAUGACAUUCCCUUUAGCGACCAUCCCCCCUCUGCCUGGGAAGAUUUUACUAGGAAGAACACAUAUAAAGACAGUGGCAGAAAAGCGAAAGAUGGAAUUAGAGAAUUUUAUGAGAGAAUUGCUGCUACUUGCACCUGAAAUAUCACAGCAUGAUCUUAUAUAUACAUUUUUCCAUCCAAUGUUGAGGGAUGAAACAGAAGUGGAUAAAAUGGACAAGCAAAAAGUUAGAGAACCCACAUCACCUAGAGAACUAAAUAGGUCUAUACAAGGGGAAGUGAAACUGUCUCUGUUAUAUAAAAGUGAUUCUCUAUACAUCAUGGUUAUGCACGCCAAAGACAUUGCCAAUGGAUGUGGGGAGCCUCCAGAUCCAUAUAUUAAAACAUACCUACUUCCUGAUCGUGGCAAGUUCACCAAGAAAAAGACAAGAAUUGUCGAGAGGACUUUCCAUCCAACAUUCAAUGAAAUGCUCAUAUACCGAAUGCCAUAUGACCAGAUCACUACUCGAACUUUACAAGUGACGAUCUGGAACUAUGAUAGACUGAAAGAAAAUGAAUUCAUGGGUGCCGUUUAUAUAAAACUAAGUGAAGUGAAUCUUUUGAAGGAGGAAGCCAAGUGGUAUACUGUUGGGAAUUUACAGCUGAUUGCAUGAGGAAGCAGUCACGUUGGAGGAAAUGUCAUUGGUGAUACUUCAAUUUGCAAAAUAGAACAGAACAGUGUAAAGAUACCAAGGAACAAAUACAUGUGUGAAAGACUGCCAAGAAAUUGACGGACAUCUGAAAUUAAUUGAAUUUUGAGGAGAAAUAUCGUAGAAUAAGCAUGAACAGUCUGACUAGUAAUCCUUGCAUGCUAAGCACUUGUAAGAUUGUCCCUAAAUUUUAAUUAAUGCAAAAAUGGCAGUAAAGUAGUCCAGGAUGUCAGAGCUGUGAUGUCAUAAAUAUUUAUAUACCUGAUAAUAUAUAUACAGUGUAUAUAUAGAAUGAAAAAUUGAACUGGAAAAGGAUUUAUACUGAAAUGAAAUUAUGAGACACACAUUUUACUUUGUAUUCUAAAUUAUUGCAAACAUCGUUCUUAACUCAUUUUUGACAUGCAAUCUAGAAGAGAGCCUAAACAUGGGCUUUCAAAAUGGCCUAUUGUAAGCCUUAAUUUUUGGAAAUUCAAUUCUACAGUUUUUGAGAAUUGUAAAAUAUGGCUGUGAUGAAUUUUAGCCUAAUAGAAAAAGAGCCAUUGCAUUGAUCAAUAAAUUUUUGUUGGCCAAUAUAUAUUAUGGAAAUUAUUUGGUAGUCCAACUUUGUUUUGUCUAUUAUUGUAUUGUGGAAUAUUGCAAAAAUGUUAAUUUUAUUCAUGUAAUUUUAUGUACAUGUAAAGAAAGGUAGUACAAAGUGGGAUCAAGCAUGGAAUGGAUGUAUCCAGGAUAAAAAAAGGAAAAAUAGUCGGGACAGAGUAAUGCUUUCUCUGUUACUCUGUUCUCUAUUACAUGUUAACAAUGUCUACUAUAUGUACAUGGUAACACAUAUUUACAAUAUAUAUGGUAAAAUAAUGUUCAUUAUUAUACAAGGUAACCUAUUUAUUUAUACAUGGUCUAGUGCUUGACCAUAUCUACUCUACAGGGUGGGCCAAAAGUAUUUAUCUAUAUUAUUCUGAAAAUAGAGUAGUCAUCUGAUAACCAAUCAGAUCACAGUUAAAGGUUCAAUUUAUAAUGCAAAAUUUAGCGAAAACUGCCCAAUGCACGGAGCUUUAUUUAUGAAAUGAAUGAAUGAAUGUGUAUGCACAAAAUUAAAAUAUCUACUUGAAAUGAAUUAAAAUGUUUUUAAUAAAAUUAAAGAAGUAAAUUAUUUUCUUAUUUCUCUUGGAUGAAAAAUUUCUUAGAUAAAAUUCCACGAUUCCACAAAUCAAUAAUAAAGGGCCACUGUACAAGUUGCAUUUUUAUGAACUUACAUGUACAUAUAAUAUAUUGAAAGCUCUGUAUUUGAGAAAUGCCCUACUGUAUGUAUUUUGCAGAGAAUGAAAACUUCUAACUUAAUAAUGUCACUGUUAAUAAAUGGCUUACAUGAAGGUUUCUUUAAUUAUAAUUGUACAAAUCAUCUUAAAAUUAUAUGAAACAAUGCUUUAAAGUAUAUAGGCUUAUAAGUACCUUGCAUGUACUUUAAAUGCAGUAAGUGAAUGAAAUAAAGUAUGAAUUGUGUGAAUAUUGCAAACAUAAUAGUU